This is a messenger RNA of Nematocida major, 1959 nucleotides long. RefSeq lists its product as uncharacterized. The record is from RefSeq and is a predicted model, not a curated record. The transcript has a single exon. Bases 1 to 1959 code for a protein of 652 amino acids. NCBI's taxonomy places the organism in Eukaryota, Fungi, Microsporidia.
AUGCAAGACCACAAAAAGAGAGGCCGAAAGGCAAAGGAAGGGGAAAGGCUGGACAAAGCCGACGCGAUUUGCUUCAAGUGUCCGUACACGGCCUGCGAUCUGCACUAUCAGUCCAGCCUUGGAUACAAGCGCCAUCUAAUGUAUUACAAGCACUCCGUUUUUACGCCGUCGAACAAAAAAAUUGUGUGCGGGUACAUGGACUGCCAAGUGACCGAAAACAUACGGGAGCACAUAAGCCGAGACCAUCCGGCAGAGGCUGCCGACCUUCUGGAGGCGCACGAAGCCAUGCUGAAGGUGGGCGAAGAGACCGAGGAAAUCAGCACGUCCGGCCUUAUUGGAGACAUUGUGCACGACGAAGGCCUUUUGGACAUCUCCAAGGUGAUGGAGGAGGGCGGGAUAAUCAGAGACAUUCUUCUGUCCACGUUCCCAAAGGGCGUCACGCAGAUUGUAGACAUGGACACGUUCAGCGAGACAAACCAAACCUUCUACUGCCGGAUCCCGGGCUGCGGCAGGCAGUUCAAAAGCCUCAUGGCGUACAAGUACCACUGUGGAAAGUUCACGCACCUGUUCAAGUCGAUUGUAGACGAAUACACGCGCACGCACGGGCCGCUGGACUACGAGGAGGUAAAAAACAUUUUCCGGCGCAAGUUCAAUCUGGAAAACCGGUUUCUUCUGGAGGGUGUGUCGCACCAUCUCAUGAGGAUGCCGGACCAGCACUACAACGUGAUAUUUACGUUUGACGACGCGCAGAUUGGGCACGAGAAAAGGCGGAUGAAGAAAAGGUCUGCGGAGCCGAUUUCCGAGUUCAGCCUGGGGGGCGACGACAGGCACGACUACGAGGACGAGAUCAUCAAGCGGAUGAAGGAGGACGCGGAGCCCGAGGACAAGUCGCAGUUUAAAAUAGACUCGAUUGUGUUCAACGGCAGGCAGCUCAGGCACCUGCAGAGCUACGAGCAGGGCCGGCUCUCUUUUCUCAACGUGUACCUGGAAACCACGCUUCUGGCUGUUGUGAACGGGCGCGUUUUGGUGGGCACGAAGGGCGAGCAGGAAGAGGACGACGAGCACGCAGAGCCCGGGAAGCCCAGCAACAUAUUCUGCUUUUCGGGGGGAAGCGCCACGUUUUUUGCCUUGAACAAAAAUAAGAUACACAGCGAGAUAGUUGUGGAGGGGCACGGGUUUCCGCGGAAGCUUGUGACUCUUGACGAAGAGGCCGGGACUGUUUUGGUUCUGUUCAACGACGGCGUGCUCAGAGAGCUGAAGAUAUCGAAGGAGAUGCGGCUGGAAAGCAUCACCGAGGUAAAGGCAAAGGCGCAGAUUGUGGACUUUGCUCUGUUCAAGGGGCAGAUUGUGAUAUGCAGCCACCGGGUUCUGACAAACCUCUCCACAAGGAAGGAGCGGCCGUUUGAGUCCCCUAUCAUCUCGGUGGGCACCACAAGCGAGAGCAUUCUCGUUGUAGACUCGAAUGGAAGAACAUACUGCAUAAACGAGCAGUUUGAGGACGUGUGCAGCAUACCGUCCAAGGUGGGGACGAACGCAGUGGCGGGGCUGGGCGAUGAGCACGACCUUCUGUUCAUAAGCAACUCCCUCUACGGGCUGGGCCGGGUGUUUUCGAUGCGCACGGGCGGCAACCUUCUUGUGUCGCCGCACGCAUGCUCGCACGCCAUGCUUAUUAAGCCAGGGUUUAUUAUUUCGUCAGGGCUGGACGGGUCUUUGUGCGUGUCUGCGUACGAGGCAGACCCGAAGGUGUACAUGAAGGUGCUGCGCACAGAAAUCAGAGGAGACGAGCUGUUUAUAGCCACCUCGGAAGAGGAGCACGCGCUUUCCGAGCAGCUCCAGCCGGUGCCGUGCAUCGACUACCGUGUCACAAUACAGGGAAUAGUCAGACACGGAAACAGCUUGGUGGCUGUUCUUACGUGCGGGAUUGUGAUUAUAAUCGACGAGUUUUUCAGAAUUUCAUAA